UUUUCGCUGCUGCUGCUUAACCGUCGGAUUUUUGUAAAGUUGUUUUUCAAUAGUUCAAGUAAUCAGAAGUGUACCAUUUUUAUCAGAAAUUGUAGCUGAAACUUACUAUCAGCAGUGAAAAGUGAAAUUUAUUGAAUAUUUGCCAGUUUUUGCGUGGGAAAUUGUGUGAAAAGUCGGUCGGUCGGUGGUUGUUUUCGUUUGCUGUUUUUGCUAGUUUGUUGGAAGCCGCUGUCCUUGAGUGAAGCGAUUUUCUUCGGACGGUUGAUAUGUUUGUUUUGCCGGUUCGGCCGAAAAUUCCUGAGCUGUAGUGUUUGGUUUUGCAUGAAAUUGUAAUUCGAUGGAUAAUUACACGGAAAGCAGUGGAGGUGAUUCAUCACCCGACAUGAACUCCAGCGUUGAACUGCCGUCGCCGGAUCGUUCGAUUGUGAUGCCUCGAAAGUUGACUUUUGGGUUGUCUCCCGAGAAUGAUCACCUUGCAGGCGACUAUCAUCGUGCUACGUUGAAUGUUAGUCCCCGUAAACAACAAUCAAUAUCGCCUCCGUAUCGGAAAGUCCGAGCGUUGCGAUUGUUUGACUCUCCGGCAACACCGAAGACGAUCAUACAGAAGUCAACAAGUAAAUUCAUGAAAACACUCGCCAACGUUCCUUCCAAUGAUUUGGAUUCCCUGGUCAAACCGUUCGAUGCCAAUGGAACCAUCAUCCAUGAGAAGCCUCGCGCCGUCCCGUUGCAUCGGAAUUACGAUAAUUUGAUUCCUUCGGCCAAUGUGAACCCUUUUACACCACCGGGAAUGUUCAUGCGAACGAAAAAGCGAAUGCGAUCCGGUCUGGAAGGUGGGGAGACACAGCUGAAUUCCAGUUUUCCGUCGAUUUUCCCGUGCAACAAAGUCAAUCAGCCGCCGUUGCGGCAAACUUUCGGUUAUUUCCAAAGGUCAUGCAACGAAUCCCUGAAAUCGACAAGCCUGCUAGAAGACGAUUUCGGAGAAAUCCAUCAGGCUCCGAAGCGGUUAGCUCUGCAAGAUUCAAACAUUUCCCGAUACGAGAAAGAGUUCCUUGAGCUGUCCCUUCUUGGCGUUGGAGAGUUUGGAUUGGUUUAUCAGUGCGUCAACCGAUUGGACGGCUGUGUGUACGCUGUAAAAAAGAGCAUCAAACCUGUUGCUGGAAGUUCCUUCGAGAAAACCGCUCUGAAUGAAGUCUAUGCUCACGCAGUUCUCGGCAAACAUGACAACGUAGUCCGAUAUUAUUCUGCAUGGGCCGAGAACAAUCACAUGCUGAUUCAGAAUGAAUUCUGCAAUGGUGGAAGCUUGCAAACCUUGCUCCAAGAGCGCACUCUCAAAGAAUCGGAGCUUCGUAUGUUGCUGCUUCACAUCUCCGAAGGCCUCAAAUAUAUUCACUCGAACGAUCUCGUUCACAUGGAUCUUAAAGCUGGAAACAUUUUCCUCACCAAAGUGCCAAUCCGGCCGUCUUGCUCCAGUUUCAGCCAUCACCAGGCGGACAAUGCAGACGACGGAUUCGAAGAUAUUUUCGAAGAUCUAGAAAAUGAGUUCCUAGUUACGUACAAAAUUGGUGAUCUCGGUCAUGUCACCUCGGUGAAUGAUCCUCAGGUGGAGGAAGGCGACUGUCGAUACCUGCCGAAUGAGAUUCUCCAGGAAGACUUUUCCAACCUGCCGAAGGCGGAUAUCUUUUCCCUGGGAAUAACGUUAUACGAAGCAGCUGGUGGGGGUGCUUUACCGAAAAAUGGUCCUAAAUGGCACCAGCUUCGAAGUGGGGUGUUCCCUGAUCUUCCAGCGAUAAGUCGAGAGUUCAACGAACUGAUCAAGGUGAUGAUGCACCCCGAUCCAGAGAAGCGACCGUCAUCGACGACGAUUUUCAACCAUCAAGUGCUUUCGCCAAUCGAUUCUAAAAGUAAAGCGCAACUUUGUCUCGAGCUCAGCAUGGAACGGCAAAAGAACGAAGUUCUGAUGAGGAAGCUGAAGGAGCAGGGCAAGAUGCUCAAGUCUUAUGAGCAAGCACAAACUCCAAGUACCCGCAAAUGCCGAAGCAGUGCCACUCGCGAACUGACGGUAUCAGACCGUAAGCUACGAUCCUAUUCACGCAAGAAGCGGUCCACGAACCUAAUCACCACGCGACGCGGCAUCCGGGACAACAGCAAGAGCAAGGAAUACUGAACCUGGGAGCGCGAUAUUCGAGAAACAGAAUAAGGAUACCACCGAUCGAUAAUAAUACUGAAAGGCAGCCGACAAAAUCAUCGUGCACAAGCGAGAAAUUCUCAAGAAUGCGGACACUCAUGGCGUUAUACUCUAAGGAUUCAACAAUAACGCAAUCGGAUAUAUCACAAAAGCAGCACCGCGCAGACGGACAUCGAAAUUGUUUUAUAAAAUUUUAUUUUUGGUAUUUUUAUUGUUUUCGGAAUUAUCUUUCUACUCAAAAUUUACAUUUUACUUUUCUCACUUAGUUUUUCGAAUUUUUUAAUUUUCUAAAUUCUUUUCUAGUAUUGUUUUCUUUUCUUUCUCUAUUGAACUGCUAAGUAUUUGCAAACAGAACUCUUUUGUAUUUUAGGUUUGUCAGGAUUAAAGUGUUACACAGUUACAUUAUUUUGAAGCAAAAGUUGAACUAAAUUAAUCGUAAAUUUUAAGUGUUCGAAAUUGUUAAUGGUAAUCUAGAAAUAUGAAACCAACAUCAAGAUACAAAUGGAAGCUGUGAAACUUGUUGAUGAGAAGCGUGCCUUUCGAAAUGCGAACGAUCGGCUCGAACGAAGAAAGUAUGUUAAAAUGUGUAAAUGUCAAUGAUCAAAUAGCAAAUCCAAAACAGAAGGAAGAUGCACGGUUCGCUCUGAGAAAAUAGAGUCAAAAUGCAGAAUAAACUGCGGACGAAAUCCAAUGUUAACAAAAAGUGAAAAACGACGAAAAUUUUGUGAUUUUAAAAUAUAAGCACCAUCGUAACGUAAGAAAAGAAAAGUCGAUGUUCAAAAGGAUAAUUUCCUAGUUUGUUGUUUCUUUCAACUCAUCGUGGAAGAAUGCUAGGGUAUGAGCAGGUUUCAGUAGUUUGUAAAUAGUGUAUUAAGUUUCUUCCAAUAUUUGCCGUUCAAGCAAAUUUGAUAGGUUUCUCCAUCCACUUGCUCCAUUGCCAUAGAACUGAUCCUUAUUGACUAGUGUCGGGUAGGGGUUGAAUUAUGUCAACCAUUUUUGUGUUAGUCAUCGCUUCAUGUCUAAUGUUAGCUCGUAAGAAAACUGUUCCAAAAAGGGUAUAUUUUUGAUAAGUGAUUUUCCUAUAGAUAUCUAAUGAAAAUGUAAAACCAACAAAUGAAAAAAAGAUUUAAAAUAAAGAGAUAUGCCAAACACAAA
Ochlerotatus camptorhynchus is the source of this 3340-nucleotide messenger RNA. Its product is annotated as wee1-like protein kinase. The transcript is spliced from 4 exons. The record is from RefSeq and is a predicted model, not a curated record. Lineage: Eukaryota; Metazoa; Arthropoda; Insecta; Diptera; Culicidae. Bases 338 to 2164 code for a protein of 608 amino acids. Gene Ontology annotation, cellular component: nucleus; cytoplasm. Gene Ontology annotation, biological process: protein phosphorylation; negative regulation of G2/MI transition of meiotic cell cycle; mitotic cell cycle. Gene Ontology annotation, molecular function: magnesium ion binding; non-membrane spanning protein tyrosine kinase activity; ATP binding.